UAAUUGAAUGUCAGAGAUGCCAACAAAAGUCAAGCAGAAGUUCACACGGAUUUAACAGACUAAAGAAUGAUCACCAUGCCAGAACAAGUCAAUAGAUGAAUACUUCCAUUUAUUUUUAUUGAUUUUACUGAUGUUGCUGGGCAGGUAACCUUGGGGACGACAAAGAAACAACAGUACCAUUCUUCAGGGCUGCAGCCAGAGCGAGCUUGGUAGAUGAAUCUCUAUCCAGUUUCUGUUGUGCUGCUGCUACUCUGCUUCUUGAACAAGAUCAUAGCAUCCAGUGAUGAUCCAACUGAUGUUUCAGUCAACUGUGGGUCAACCGGCACUUCUGCAGCACGCAGCGGUAGGGAAUGGCGGGGAGACUCGUCCAAAAUGAUAACUUCCUUAGUAGAUAUAAAGGGCUCAUCAACCACAUCUGGUGUCAUCCAUGGCCAUAACUUGAAUUUGGGUCCAAUUCCGUACAAGACAGCACGGCUAUCUCGGACUAAGUUCUCCUAUGCAUUUCAGCUGAAUCCAGGUCAGAAAGUUAUUCGCCUUCACUUCAGUUCAGCUCCAUAUAAAGGCUUCAAUAGGUACAAGGACUUGUUUACUGUGGAAGCCGGUCCUUUCACCUUGCUGAGCAACUUCAGUGCUUCCCUUGCUGCCGGUGCUCUUGGCGUGAAUUCUUUUGUGAAAGAAUUCUGUAUAAAUGUAGAAGAUGAUCAUCUGCUCCAGGUAAGUUUCACUCCUGCUAGCAGUCAAUUACAUGAGUUCUAUGCCUUCAUUAAUGGAAUUGAGAUCAUAUCAGUACCUGCGGCUAUCUCUUACUUCCACACUGAAGAUAUUGGUGUUCCAUUAGUAGGGAAAUCUCCUUUCUAUAUUGAUAGCAACACCGCGCUUGAAAUUAUCCGCCGGCUUAAUACCAGACAGGGUUCCAUUUCGACGUCAAAUGAUGAUAUUGGUGAUGGGUUUGGAAUGUGGGAAACUGUACCCAAGCAAAAAGAAAAAAAGGCCAACAAUGUUACCUGGAGAGUAUCUGUAGAUGUUGGAUUCAGGUACUUGGUGAGGCUUCAUUUCUAUGGGAUGGGACUGAAGUUUGCGGAGCUCGGUGCUAAUGCUUUUGAAGUCUAUAUUGAUAACAAGAUUGCGAACACUACUUCAGGCAUAGUCGAAGACAGACGUGGCUGGUAUAGGGACUAUAUGGUAGUGAUGAGAGGGAGCAAGCAUGAAGGUAAACGUGAUAUUUCAAUUUGCCUGCAAUCAAGCGAUGAAGUCAUGGAUGGACAUGGACUCCUUAAGGGAUUUGAAGUACUGAAAUUGAGCAACCCUGACAAUAGUCUUGCCGGUGCAAAUCCUACUCCAUUUGUGAAUGACUCCACACACAAGAUUCUACAAAUAGUACUCAGAGUUAUUGGCCACAAGAGUGCACUUGCCGCUGCUGCCAUGAUAGUUCUUGUUGUUGUGAAUACGAUCGUAUAUAUAUUGUGGAGAAUCCAGGAAGCUAGUCAUACAGAGGAAGAAAACAGGCCUUCGGCCAAGGCUGAACGACUUUGUCGCCGCUUUUCAUUAGCAGAGAUCCAAUUGGCAACUAGAAAUUUCAGUGAUGCACACCUCAUAGGAAGGGGUGGAUUUGGUAAAGUUUACAAAGGUAUUAUUGACAAUGGGCAAGAAACUGUUGCAAUAAAGAGGUUAAAAGCAAAAUCCCAUCAAGGGGCGUACGAGUUCUUGACGGAGAUUGAAACACUAACAGAACUCCGCCAUGCUAAUCUAGUGUCUCUUAUUGGUUACUGCAAUGAGCGUAAGGAGAUGAUUCUUGUGUACGAGUAUAUGGCAUUCGGGACUCUGGCAGACCACCUUUUCAAACUUGUAAGGGAUGAUGACAGCAAUCCCUCUCUUACCUGGAGGCAGUGCUUAAAUGUAUGCAUUGGAGCUGGUAGAGGGCUGGACUAUCUUCACACUGGCCAUUCAAUCAUACACCGUGAUAUAAAAGCUUCAAACAUCUUGUUGGAUGAAGACUUCACUGCUAAGGUUUCGGAUUUUGGCUUGGCUAAACAUUUGAGCUCAAGAAAGCUGCAACAAAGCCAUGUCAGCACAAAAGUUAAGGGGACCUUUGGAUACUUGGAUCCAGAAUACUUUAGUACCGGUAAACUUACUAAGAAAAGUGACACCUACUCCUUUGGAGUAGUGCUAUUGGAAGUGUUGUGUGGGAGGCGAGCCAUUGAUCGAGGGUUUUUAGGGAAUGAACAAAUCUUGAUCAGGUGGGCUCAAGAAAACAUUAGCCAGGGAAAAACUGAUCAGAUAGUAUCUUCGAGUCUCAAAAAUGAAAUCUCAGACGGUAGCUUGAAGGCCUUUGUUGAGAUUGCUGAGAAAUGCCUGUAUAGUGAACCCAAGAAACGACCAACGAUGGCUCAAGUUGUUAUACAGCUUGAGUAUGCACUCGAGCAGCAAGAGAACCCAAACUCUAUUGUAUCAAGUGAGAAGAGUAAUUUGGCCGAAAACAGUCCAUUAAAUGAAGAAGCCAGCACUUCAGACAGCCCUGUGCAACUUAAAAUGGCCUCUGAAGAUGUAGUUAAUGUAACACCUCCGACCAAAGAUGAGUUAAACUACAAUGGGGUCAAUGCUGAGCUUCCCCCUAGUAAUAAAGAUCAUAGGAAAGCUAGAACGUAUAAUGGAUUUCGAUUUUGGCCACGGGUUGCAUUUUGGAAUAGAAGUCAAGAAUCCAACAAAAAUGAAUUACCAUCAGCAGGUACUUGUGUUUCUGAAGUGGAUAAACAUACAGUAGAUAUCUUGCAAAUCUCUAUUCCUUCCAUUACAUUAGACGAAUUAAAGAAUGCAACUGAUAAUUUUAGCUCGACAUGGCUUAUUGGUGAGAGAAUCUACGGAAAUGUAUAUCAUGGAAGGCUGAAAGAUCAGAAGGUGGCAGAAAUUAGAAUUAUACAAUUUAUUAAGAUGCCAGAGCAAGAAUUUCAGGCAAAGGUUUCUCUGGCAUCCACUCUAAAGCAUAAGAACAUUGUCGAGUUAUGUGGGUAUUGUGUUGACACUGAAUUCCAAGCUUUGGCUUCUGAGUUUUCUCCAUAUGGAUCCCUAUACGAUAUUCUUCAUGGAGAUAAAGAAUUUGCAAACUCACACAUGGUUCUAUCAUGGGCUCAGAGAAUAAAAAUUGCCGUUGAGGCAGCAGAAGGAUUAGAAUUCAUUCACGGCAAAGGACUUGUCCAUUGUAACAUAAAGUCCCGGAGUAUUUUACUUUUUGAUGGGUUAACUGCCAAGAUUGAUAAUGAUCUUCAAUUUCAAGCUGUUAACAAUGCUAAACGGCUCCUAUAUAGCACCACGGUUGUUCAGACUUUCGGCUAUGAUCCCCCUGAAUACGCAUGGACUGGUGUACUAAACCACAAGACCGACAUUUACAGCUUCGGCGUAGUCCUUCUGGAACUAUUGACUGGUUCCAAAUCAGUUGAUCACAUUCGACCGCGGGGACAACGAAGUUUUGUGACAUGGGCCUUACCUCAUCUUAGUGAAGACAAGGUGCAUCAAUGUAUUGACAAGAAACUGAAGGGAGACUAUCCUCCAAAGGCAGCAGCCAAGAUGGCUGCGGUGGCUGCGUUGUGCGUGCAAUACGAAGCUGAUUUUCGUCCCCCCAUGAGCAUUGUACUCAAAGCUCUGAAGUCAAUUCUUCCACCUGAAGUGGCUCAUCCAUGGCAGAUAGAUACUGCACUGUAAGUGCAAGUGUAAAAUAUCUAAUGCUUCUAUAGAAGCCCAUAUUUAAGUUAUACAUGUAUUAAUGUGAUAAGAUAAGAAAGAAAGAAAGAAGGAUUUUAUUUCUUUUAUAUGUCAAGUUAUAGUAGAAUAUGUUACUAAAUGCAAAAGAAAAUGGUUGCUCUAAAUAACAAACAUGUUUAUUGCUAGAAUUUACAAAGCUCAAAA
Andrographis paniculata is the source of this 3900-nucleotide messenger RNA. RefSeq names its product putative receptor-like protein kinase At5g39000. Lineage: Eukaryota; Viridiplantae; Streptophyta; Magnoliopsida; Lamiales; Acanthaceae. Gene Ontology annotation, molecular function: protein kinase activity; ATP binding. The transcript is spliced from 7 exons. The coding region runs from base 214 to 3696 and encodes 1160 amino acids. The record is from RefSeq and is a predicted model, not a curated record. Gene Ontology annotation, biological process: protein phosphorylation.